Messenger RNA from Verticillium nonalfalfae, 1932 nucleotides. RefSeq lists its product as uncharacterized. The transcript has 4 exons. Gene Ontology annotation, biological process: transmembrane transport. Bases 1 to 1932 code for a protein of 643 amino acids. NCBI's taxonomy places the organism in Eukaryota, Fungi, Ascomycota, Sordariomycetes, Glomerellales, Plectosphaerellaceae. Gene Ontology annotation, molecular function: transmembrane transporter activity. The record is from RefSeq and is a predicted model, not a curated record.
AUGGACAAGGCCACGAGGAUAAGCACUAUCGCGAAGCCCGCCACGAGCCAUGAAGCGCAACACAAGGCAAGAACCAGCGACGAGCUCGACGACUCGAUCCGGGCCCGCGACAAGACCGGUCGCGAAUGCUACAGCGAAGCUCCAGGGUGCGACAAUGUCGUCGAGGCCAACUACCAGCUCGACAAGACCCGGCACAUCUUCCACACUCGCGGGAACCAUGUCCUCGAUACAAGGGGCGGGAUCAAAGAUCAAAGCAGGACUACGGCCGCUCAAGCUAGCAGCACUCACGUCGCACCCGACGCGUCCGAUGCCGACCAUCUCGCGACCACAGACAGCUUCCAACACGACAGUCGCGAGUCCGGUACGGCCCAUGACAAGUUCGACGCGCAGGUUUUCUCGUUCAACUACGAUGACUGGAAGGACAAUCAACCGUCCGAUGAUGAGGAUGAUCCUCUGAACUGGCCUCUGUGGAAAAAAGACCUCAAUCUCUUCGCACUGCUCGUGACAGUCUGCCUCGUGAGCGCCAUGAAGACAGCCUUCAUCCCCGUCGCCGCCAAGCUCGCCAUCCAGUUCCAGGUCUCGCAUACCGCCAUUGCAUCUCUAACAGCCGUUCCCUUUAUCUUUUCGUCUAUCACAGGUCUCGCCAGCGUGACCGCUUCCAAAAUCUGGGGCAAACGCCCCGUCUAUCUCCUUUCCAUGGUAUUUCUUUUCAUCGGCUCCUUGUGGAACAUGCGCUCAACCACCUUCGGCGCUGCCCUCGGCGCUCGCAUCUUCCAGGGCAUCGGCUGGGGCGCCUUCGAUACGCUCAUUCUCAGCUCGAUCCACGACACGUAUUUUGAGCACCAGCGCAACCCGCGUCUCGCCGCCUACGACAUCUUGCAAGCCGCGACAGCCUGGGGGCCUCCGCUGCUCAGCGGCGUCGCCAUGCGCAACGCGAGCCGCUUCGAAAUUCACUUCGAAAUUUUGAACACGUUCUUCAUCGUCGCCAUCCCGCUUCUCGCCUUUGCCGCGCCUGAAACGGCGUACGACCGCUGGUUCAUCGGCAACGCGCUCCCUUCCGCCCGCACGCCGACCUGGACGACGGCCCGCCGCUCGAUCGGCAAGUUCAACCUCCACGUGCCCAACACGCACGAGGCGAGGCAAUAUCUGCGCACCAUGAACCCGAUCUCCUCCUUCCGAGGCUUCGUCGACAACCGAACCCUCCUGCAGGGACCCCGUGCUCUCAUCGCCCCGACCACCGCACUGCUGGCGCUGGCCACUUUCCUGCCGUACUCGGCUCUGUGGGCUAUAGCGCAUGUCGUCUCGCCGCUCACGGCCGCCAUCCUCGACGAGGCGCAGAUCGGUUUCCUCCUGUUGGCGCCCUUCCUUUGCGGCGUUUCGGCCGCCGCCCUCUUCGCCUUUUGGCGCCGCAAGGCCAGGAAGGACUUUACCCUGCUGAACCUCGUCGCGGCCCUUGGCGUCGGCACCGUCCUCGCCGCCAUCGGAAUCCUGUCAUUCGGCCUCGAGAUCCACGGCAGCCGAAACCUCUCGUUCAAGCUGCUGUCUGUGCUCGCCGGCUUUCUGGCUGUGGGUGUCUACGUGCUCAACGCCCUCGCGCGACCUGUCAUCUACCGGUCUGCGCAAUACACGAGCUCGAACCUGCACGUUUGCUUGCGUAACGUGGCCGACAUGGACGCCGGGCUCGUGUGCUGGAAGAACCUGUUUGCAGCAUUUUUCAUACUAGGGGUCGCGAGCGCCGUGGAGGCCCGAAGGUCCGCAGGCCUGCGAUCGUCCGUCAUUGGCAUUGGUGUUUCCCAGAUCUUUGUUGCCCUUUUUGUUGGUACCGUCUGGUGGUUCAUGGACGAGAGGCUCAGGCGGUUGGACGGGCGAGUAAUGGGACUGGUCGACCUGGGCAUGUUGAAGAGAGCCGGCAGCUUCUUUGAUGAGGAUUAA